AUGUCACAUCAGGAGGUGUUGAGGCGUAUAAGCCUGUCGACAAAAGGUCGAAGGGAAUCCAUCAGCGACAUCAAGGCCGCUGUGCCCGACCUUGCUCUGAGCGGCAACAUCAUCUCCGCCACCUUCACCUUGCCACACUCGAUAAAAUACCGCCAGGGAGGAGAAUGGGAUUUGGGAACCAGACGCGGGCAGUCAGCCCUGUUUGAUUCCUUCUCCCACCUUUCAUCAGACGAAUCACCCUGGAACCACACCGUAGUGGCAUGGACUGGUGAAAUUGAGGCCCCUCGCGAUGUGUCAACGCCGCCCGACUCCCAUCCCGACACCAGCCACAUGCAUGGCGUCAAUGCUUUGUCCGCUCCGGUGCCCAUUGAUGGCGUUACGCCGCCCUCGCCACCAACGCAGGACGGCUUAUGGAUUCCUCGCGAACACCAGGUCGAGCUCGAACAGAAGCUAUCCCAGCACAAGAUGAUCAAGACUGUGCCCAUUUGGCUGUCUGACGAGGACGAGCAGAGUGCCGAAGGCAUCAGGCUCAAGGACCAGGCUCGCUGGAGAAAAUACGCCGACCAGAAUCUCUACACCUUGUUUCAUUAUAAGCAACAUGAACCAAGUGAUGGAAGAGCCGAGCGUGUUCAGUGGGCGGAUUACUACCGUAUGAACUUGGCUUUUGCCAACAAGAUCAUCGAGACCUACAAGCCCGGCGACAUUGUAGUCAUCCACGACUACUACCUCAUGUUACUCCCUAGCAUGCUGCGCCAGCGUGCCCCGAAGAUGUACAUAUCCUUCUUCCUACACUGCCCUUUCCCCAGCAGCGAGUUCUUGCGCUGCUUGCCGCGAAGAAAGGAAGUGCUCGAAGGUGCUCUGGGCUCCAACUUGAUUGGCUUCCAGUCAUACAGCUACUCGCGCCAUUUCUCCAGUUGCUGCACCCGCAUCCUCGAGUUUCCCUCCGACUCUCUUGGCGUUAAUGUCUAUGGCAACCGGGUCGAGGUCGGCGUUUUCCCUAUUGGGGUCGACGCUGCUAAAUGCCAGCAGUUGGCAUGGUCCGAUGCUGUUGACGACAAAUACCAAGCUUUGAGAAAAUUGUACGAGGGCAAGAAGAUUAUUGUUGGCCGUGACCGCCUGGAUAGCGUGCGCGGUGUGGCGCAAAAGUUGAUGGCCUUUGACAGGUUCCUGGAGCUUUAUCCAGAGUGGACCGAGAAGGUGGUCCUGAUUCAGGUCACGUCACCGACAACCCUCGGAGGAGAUGAGGAGUCUGGAAACAAGAUUGCCGGCAGAGUUAAUGAGUUGGUCAUGAAGAUCAACGGCACAUAUGGCAGUCUCGGAUUUUCACCCGUUCAGCACUACCCCCAGUACCUCAGCCAAGAUGAGUACUACGCACUUCUGAGGGUAGCCGACAUCGGUCUUAUUACUUCUGUCCGGGACGGAAUGAACACGACCAGUCUGGAAUACGUCGUCUGCCAGCGCGAUAACCAUGGGCCCUUGAUUCUGUCCGAAUUCAGUGGUACUGCUGGCAGUCUUGUAGACGCUAUACAUAUCAACCCUUGGGACCUCUCAGACGUGGCCAAGCAGAUCGAUCACGCCCUGACCAUGUCUGACGAGAAGCGCCUGGCCAUGCAGUCGUCCUUGUACCACCAUGUCACUACCCACAAUGUGCAAAGCUGGAGCACCAAGUUCCUUCGCAAACUUGUGGGGAUCCUGAACAGCAACCACACUGCUGUCGUGACCCCAUUACUGGACCGCACCACAAUGUUGCAGCAGUACCGAGCUGCCAACAAGCGCUUGUUCAUGUUUGACUAUGACGGUACGCUUACGCCUAUUGUUAGGGAACCCAGUGCAGCCAUCCCCUCGGAGCGCGUCAUUCAGACCCUGAAGUCGUUGGCGUCUGACCACCGCAAUGCUGUUUGGAUAAUUUCUGGCCGUGACCAGGAGUUCUUGCAGCAACACUUGGGUCACAUUUCUGAGCUGGGCUUCAGUGCCGAGCAUGGAAGCUUCAUGAGACACCCUGGUGAGACAACCUGGGAGAACCUGGCAGAGAAGUUUGAUAUGGGCUGGCAGGAGGAAGUCAUACAAAUUUUCCAGAAGUUCACAGACCGCGUGCAAGGCUCUUUCAUCGAACGAAAGCGGUGUGCUCUGACUUGGCACUACCGUCAAGCUGACCCUGAGCAAGGCUUGCACGCAGCCCGAGAGUGUCAGAAGGAGCUCGAGUCGACUGUGGCUAAAAAGUGGGAGGUGGAGGUCAUGCCCGGCAAGGCCAACAUUGAGGUGCGCCCUACAUUCAUCAACAAGGGAGAAAUCGUCAAGCGUCUGGUCGCCAGUUACAACACAGACACCUCUCACCUUGCAGAGUCGUCCAAGCCGGCCUCUUCUGAGCACGGCAUUGAGUUUGCUCUUUGCAUGGGCGACGAUUUCACAGACGAGGAUAUGUUCCGAUCCCUUAACGUUGUGAGCGGUACGACUCUCAGCGAGCAGACCAUCUUCACCGUUACUGUCGGCGCGAGCACAAAGGUUACUCUGGCCAAGUGGCACGUCCUAGAGCCUGAGGAUGUCAUCGAGGGUAUGGCCCUCCUUGCCGGUGUAGGCAAGAGUGGCGAGAUCGGCGAUCACGCCUUGAGCACCACCAACCUUGCUGCAGUUGCGGGCUUGGAAGGACACGUCCCAGAUGCAUGA
Messenger RNA from Truncatella angustata, 2664 nucleotides. RefSeq names its product glycosyltransferase family 20-domain-containing protein. Gene Ontology annotation, molecular function: catalytic activity. Bases 1 to 2664 code for a protein of 887 amino acids. The transcript has 2 exons. Gene Ontology annotation, biological process: cellular response to heat; trehalose biosynthetic process; fungal-type cell wall organization. Gene Ontology annotation, cellular component: alpha,alpha-trehalose-phosphate synthase complex (UDP-forming); cytosol. The record is from RefSeq and is a predicted model, not a curated record. Lineage: Eukaryota; Fungi; Ascomycota; Sordariomycetes; Amphisphaeriales; Sporocadaceae.